AUGCCUAACUUCACUGAAAUACGGGACCAAAGACCCUCCCACCUUUCCAACAUUCUCGGCGUGGCGCCUGAUUUUAAGAAUAAUUGUGUUGGCUUCGCAACAACGAAAGGUAGACGCUGUGCACUACCCGCCAGUAACAUUCGCGGUCGCGCUCAAGCGAGUCGCCUUCUAGACGAAGGAACCAUUCUCUUGGAAUCUGGCAAUGAGAAUAUUGACGAAAUUUUGGAAGAGCUGGCGCCUUUGCUUUUGUGUAGGCAGGCGCAUCAGAACCAGGCAGGGCAGUUGGUAUACGAGUGGUCUAGGAAGGUUGAGAAGUUUAAUGAAAGGAGACGUGCUUCGGCGGGUUUUCUUUUACGUUCGCCGUCUCCUCCUCUUUAUCAUGACAGUGAGAGAGCGCGGCGAUAUGUUGCCCUGGCGCAAAACGCGGGUAGGGCUUCACCUCAACGACAGGCUUCGCGAACAAAUAUUGAUGAGACGGCUUCAAUCGAACGAGAUGAUAAUUCAAGGUCAAUAAGAAUAAGGCCCGCACCCUCUCGAUUCAGCGAUUCCGAGCAGGUCAAUAUACCAUCAAAUGUAGCUCUUGCGAAUGCAGAGAAGAUGGACCAACCUAGGAACCACACACCAAUCAUGCCCUUGGUUUCUACAACGCGUUGGACACCCUCUGAAAUCAACCUACAGACACAUCAUGCACGACUUGCGGAAGAACUUUAUGGAUUUGGACUUGAGGAUUCAGGACUACAUAUAUAUUCAUCGUCAUCGGUAGGAACCAGUUACGUUUCUCAUGAUUUACCAAGACGAGUCGACCGCGAUGAGCCAAGGACAUUGAGGCCUGAAUCGAGCAACCGUAUUCCUGUCCCACAAACGAUAUUCAGGACUCCGAGGAUUACAAUCAGCGAGUCUACUCAUCGACAACCGACUGCCGCACCACCAAGACCGGCCCAAGCUAUAUCCGAAGCAGAGACGAGUACCAUAUCACGGGAGUCUACCAGACCGGUACAAAAUCCAGCCAGGCGGGAAGCUUCACGAAGUGAAGAGAUUACUCGAAGAGAUGUGGAGGGACAAUGUAGCAUCUGCUUCCUACCAUUACAGGAAGACGAAUCAAACUUGGAGAAUCGAUAUGCAUCGGAAGAUUCCGAUGACUUCUCCGGGCAAGAUGAAGAAGGAUCCGCGGGGUCGCAUGACGUUCAAGACGGACACGAAGACCUGGUGUGGUGUAGAGGACGAUGCGGUAACAAUUUUCAUAGAGAAUGUAUGAACUCGUGGAUCGAAACAUUUGAGAAUAGCGAGCGUGAGCCGACUUGUCCGAUUUGUCGGGCCGAAUGGGUGGUGGAACAGUGA
This is a messenger RNA of Talaromyces marneffei, 1338 nucleotides long. RefSeq lists its product as uncharacterized. Gene Ontology annotation, cellular component: anaphase-promoting complex. Gene Ontology annotation, biological process: anaphase-promoting complex-dependent catabolic process. The transcript has a single exon. The record is from RefSeq and is a predicted model, not a curated record. Gene Ontology annotation, molecular function: zinc ion binding; cullin family protein binding; ubiquitin protein ligase activity. Lineage: Eukaryota; Fungi; Ascomycota; Eurotiomycetes; Eurotiales; Trichocomaceae. The coding region runs from base 1 to 1338 and encodes 445 amino acids.